Molecule: messenger RNA, 2793 nt
Organism: Emys orbicularis (European pond turtle)
Lineage: Eukaryota; Metazoa; Chordata; Testudines; Emydidae
Product: protocadherin gamma-C5-like
Exons: 4
Coding region: 1-2793 (930 amino acids)
Biological process (GO): homophilic cell-cell adhesion
Cellular component (GO): plasma membrane
Molecular function (GO): calcium ion binding
Source: RefSeq, a predicted model, not a curated record
AUGGCCGGGAGACCGAGUUUGAGCUGGCAGCUCCUGCUGCUUGGUGCUUUCCUCUCUCUGCCGGACCCGGCUCGCGCACAGACUCGCUACUCAGUGCCUGAAGACCUCGAGCCGGGCUCCUUUGUGGGGAACAUUGCCAAGGAUCUGGGUGUGGACGUGCGGAGCCUGUCGGCCCGCAGCCUGCGGCUGGUCAGCGAGGGCGGCCGCCAGCACUUCCAGGUGAACCUGGCCGAUGGAGUCCUGCUUGUGAAUGAGAAACUAGACCGGGAAGCGCUGUGCGGUCUGAGCUCCACGUGCUUCCUGCAGCUCCAGCUGGUGCUGGAGAGCCCGCUGCAGCUGCACCGGGUGGAGGUGGAGAUCCUGGAUGUCAACGACAACGCGCCGCAGUUCCCGAAGAAGGAAGUUUCUUUAGAGAUCACCGAGGUAGCGAACCCAGGGACUCGCUUACCCCUGGAGGUAGCAGAAGACCCAGAUAUAGGCUCCAACUCCAUCUCCACCUAUGAACUCAGCGCCAGUGACCAUUUUGCCCUGAGCAUAAAUGUAAGGGGAGAUGGUGUGAAAAUGCCUGAAAUCGUGCUGGAGAAAGCCCUGGAUAGAGAGAAAGUGGCGGCCCAUCACUUAACCCUAACAGCUCUCGAUGGCGGGGACCCGGUGAGAUCAGGCACUGCCAGGAUCACAGUUCAUGUCCUGGAUGCCAACGACAACCCCCCUGUGUGUGAUCCGCCGAUUUCCAAAGUGUUUCUGGAAGAAAACGUCCUGUCAGGGACGCUGGUUACACAGCUGAACGUCACUGACUUGGACGAAGGCCUGAAUGGGGAGGUUGAAUAUUCAUUCAAAACCAGCAAUAAUGCCCCCGAUACAUUCCUCAGGCUGUUCAGCCUGGACCCCCAGACAGGGCAGAUCACAACCAAAGCCCCGCUGGAUUACGAGGACUCCAGCGCUUACGAGAUCACCGUUCGAGCCAGAGACAAGGGCUCCCCUGCAAUGGAGGGGCACUGCAGCCUCCGGGUGGAACUGGUGGACGUGAACGAUAACAGCCCGGACAUUGUGCUGACCUCCCUGUCCAGCCCGGUGCAGGAAGAUGCGCCCCCGGGGACUGUGAUAGCGCUAUUUGGUGCCAAGGACAGUGACUCUGGGGAAAAUGGACACGUCCACCUGCAGAUAAGCAAUGAUCUUCCUUUUAAACUGGUGAGCUCCUUCAAAGGGCAUUACUCACUGGUCACCGCUGGGCCACUGGAUCGAGAGAAGGCUGCUGGAUACAACAUCACUGUUAUGGCCACAGACGCCGGGUCCCCUCGAAGGUCCACUGAGCAAACCAUCUUCCUGCAGAUCUCCGAUGUGAAUGAUAACGUGCCCAGAUUCUCCAGCCCCUCCUACACAUCCCACAUUCAGGAGAACACCCUUCCUGGGGCCUCCGUGUUCUCUGUAUCUGCCUCUGACCCUGAUGUGGGUGCCAACUCCAAGCUAUCCUACUCCAUUCUGGACACUGGCAUGCAGGAUGUGCCCAUCUCAGCCUACUUCCACAUCAACCCAGAGAACGGCACCAUCUACGCCUUACGGGCUCUUGACUAUGAGCAGGACAAAGUGUUCCAGGUGCCCGUGGAGGUGCAGGAUGCUGGGUCCCCUGCCCUGAGCAGCACCGCCAUGCUCCACCUGUUCGUCCUGGAUCAGAACGAUAACGCGCCUACCAUUGUGUACCCACCCGUCCCCAGGGGCUCCGUCUUCCAACAGACAGUACCCUCCUCGGCAGAACCCGGCUACUUGGUCACCAAGAUUGUGGCGGUGGAUGCUGACAGCGGCCACAAUGCCUGGCUCUCCUACCAGCUCCAGGAGACCAGUGAGCCAUGUCCCUUCCGGGUGGAGCUCCGCUCCGGAGAGAUCCGAAUAACUGAGGCACUUAGGGAGUCAGGAGCGCCCCACAGGCUGGUGGUCCAGGUGAGGGACAAUGGGACCCCCUCCCUGUCCACCUCAGUGGCUCUAGUCAUCUCCCCCGAGGAGAACGCUGUGCAAGACUUUGCCAAGGCCUUGGACCUUCCCAAAUUGCCUUCCAGAGCAUCCAGCGUCACUCUCUACCUCAUCAUCUCCCUGGUAGCCAUUUCCCUGGUGUCAUGCGUGAUGCUGGCUGUCCUAGGCACCAGGUGCCUCAAAUCGGGCUCCACAGCUGCAGGCUGGCCCCUCUCACACUGUUGUAGGAGGACAGGCCGCAAGUCUGCAUCGAACUUCCCUGGGCAGUUGAAUCCGGAUGGUUUCAUCAAGUAUCUGGAUGUGGGUGGAGCUGGGUUGGUGUCCCAGGCACAACAUUACAAGUCUUGUUUCUCUCCAAUGUCUGAUCAAGGGGAUUUCCUCUUCAUAAAACCUUUCAGCCAUUCCACUACCGGGGACAGCAUAGCUGCCUUUGAUCAGGUGGCCAGUGCUUUACAAGCUCAGCCUAACCCGGACUGGCGUUUCUCUCAGGCCCAGAGACCUGGAACCAGUGGCUCCCAGAAUGGAGAAGAAGGUGGAGCUUGGCCAAACAACCAAUUUGAUACGGAAAUGCUUCAAGCCAUGAUUCUGGCAUCAGCAAAUGAAGCAGCUGAUGGGAACUCUACAUUGGGAGGAGGAGCCGGCACUAUGGGCCUCAGCACCAGGUAUGGCCCCCAGUUCACACUGCAGCACGUCCCUGACUACAGGCAGAAUGUGUACAUCCCCGGCAGCACUGCCACCCUCUCCAACUCCUCAGGUAAACGAGAUGGGAAGAGCUCAGGCUCUUCAGGUGGAAACAAGAAGAAGUCUGGGAAGAAGGAGAAGAAGUAG